AAUGCCGCGUACUUUACGCAGCUGCGUUGCACAUGUGCGUAUUUCAUAGAAAGACCUCAAACACAGCAGCUAUGGAGGGAGAGAGUUGGUGUUGAUGGUUGAACAAAGUGCCUCUGGACAUAUUUCCAACUCUGUCAGUAUGUGGGUAUUCAGUAUUGUGCAUCAGCACAGGAUGCUGCUUGUCUGGACCAGAAGAUUGCAGACUCCUGUUUUAAUCUCCAGAGUGGGCUCUCAGUCUGCCUCCUACCACCUCACAGCUGCUCUCCUGAGUCCAGACGACAGCAGCUUCAACCCUGUGCCGAAGAGACCACGCAAAGUGUUCAAUACCUCCGGGGUCCAACCCAAACCUGAUGCAUCUGAUGGACGACGGGAUCGUGAGAGGUCAGGUCAGAGCAAAGCGUGGAAAAGUGAGAUCCCAGUGAAGCACAAUCAGAGGAGGGGAGACGACAGCAGGGUGUCGUCUGAACUCAGGAGACUGUGUCUGGAUGAUUUCCCUGCGGAGAGGGAGAAACGGGGGAGACAGCAGUCGACACUGGACUCCAAAGCAGAGAGCUACGAGGUUGUGUUUGGCAUCGCUCCCUGUCUCUUGGCUCUGUCUCAGGGUAGAAGGACGGCCCGUAAACUGUUUGUAAAAGAUGGCGAGGCCUCUCACAGGGCUUCUGUGCUGCAGGUGUGUGAGGUGGCCCAUCAGCGAGGAGUCCAAAUCCAUCGGGUCAGUAGGAAAGAUCUGGACAAGAUGUCUUCUGGGCGACUACAUCAGGGAGUGUGUCUGCAGGCCAGUCCUCUGAGAUACCUCACUGAAAGCAGAGACUCAGCACCCAGCAGGGAAGACCGCCGCACCCCUCUCUGGCUUGUCCUGGAGGGAAUUCAGGACCCGAUGAACCUCGGCGCCAUCCUGCGCACUGCCUAUUUCCUCGGCGUGGACAGAGUCGCCAGCAGUCUUCGCGACAGCUGUCCGUUGUCCCCGGUGGUCAGCAAGGCCAGCUCAGGCGUCAUGGAGGUGAUAGGCGUGUACGGGUAUGAAAACCUGGAAGACAUGCUGAGGCUGAAGGCGGCACGGGGCUGGCAGGUGGUCGGCACCGUGGGAGCUGAAGCGGAGGAGAUCCAGAUUCCUGUCACCCAGUGUUCACACUUUCAGAUGACUAAACCCACGUUGUUGUUGAUGGGGGGCGAGGGGGAAGGGUUGUCCCGGGAGCUGCUCUCGCUGUGCCAAACUCUUCUCACCAUCCCAGCCGGCAGAGAGCUGCACCCCGGGGUCGAGUCUCUCAACGUGUCUGUAGCUACAGCCAUCCUGCUGCACUCUCUGCUCAGCUCCAGAUGAUGAAUGUUCAAGGAUCCAGGGGAUAUUUUAUUGUCAUUCACAAGGUUGUCCUUCAUGCUACCUCCAGAAAACUAAAAUUAAAAUGGUUAAUAAUAAAAAACUGCCUGUACUUCAACCAAAGAUGCAGAGAACUGAUGUAGAAUCACAUUUAUAAAUUGAUCUGCAAACUUUAGAGGUGGUGUUAAAUGAUGAAGUUGAUGUUAUUCUGUAUUUAUUUUAUUGUCAACAACAACAAUGAAUUGUGUGUGUGUGUGUGUGUGUGUGUGUGUGUGUGUGUGUGUUGUAUUUCCUCCUGAUUGAGUAAAGUUUGCUAAAAACUGCAGUGCCCAGCUGUUUAAGGUUAUAACUGAGCCAUUGUUAAAAAUGUAUCUUCAGUAGAAACCAGCGAACUUGAGGCCGGAAGAGAAGUUUGAAAGUUUUGUUACAUGAACUUGACAUUUGAUCUUCUAAUUGGAUUUGUUGACAGUAAAAAAAAUAUAGAAUAACAGGUUUGUCCUUUAAAACACUGUUCUGUUGCUCACUUGAAAUAGUUAAUAAUAUAAUUGUGUUAUAUGUCUGCCUGUAUUAUGUUAAGUGUUGCUUCGUGGCUACAAAAGUGACAUAAAUUUAAUGAAGAGGUCUAAACUGUUGGAGCUUUUAUUUUGAAUAAAAUAAUACUUGAUCAUA
Molecule: messenger RNA, 1987 nt
Organism: Morone saxatilis (striped sea-bass)
Lineage: Eukaryota; Metazoa; Chordata; Actinopteri; Moronidae
Gene: mrm1
Product: mitochondrial rRNA methyltransferase 1 homolog (S. cerevisiae)
Exons: 2
Coding region: 95-1321 (408 amino acids)
Biological process (GO): rRNA methylation
Cellular component (GO): mitochondrion
Molecular function (GO): RNA binding; RNA methyltransferase activity
Source: RefSeq, a predicted model, not a curated record